GCUGCCGCCAUCGUUUAGCGCAGGCCGGGCCGUGCGAGGCAGGUCCGGCGCUGCGCGUCGUUGCAUUGCAUUGAGCUCGGGAACCUCGGGCCUUCCUGCACCAGCCGCCGGCGCCGGCGCCGUCUCCUCUCCCCUCCUUUUUUUUUUUUAAAUUUCAUGCUUCCAAGGUGCAACGCCCCCGUCGGCCUUCCGAACCUGCCAUUGCAUCUCUUUCCCUGUCGCAUCUUUUAUUUUUAUCCCUUCUUUUAAAGUCUAGGAAAGUGGGCCCGUGCAUUGCACAUACCUUCCCGUACGCCCUCCUCCAUCUCCCCUACCCCCCUCCUCUACCCCACCCGGGCAGCAGGUUCCUUGCAUGCCUCUUUCCACCGUCGGACGCUGCUCAGGCUGUGUGGCAUCCUCGCAGCCCUUUUCAUUUCCCUUCUCAGCUGUAUUUCCUACCCCUGUGGCUUGCAGCGUUGCACUCCAGCUGUACGUGCCCCCCCCUUUGCACGCCCACCUUUCCUGCAUUGCUGGUUGGAGGUAAGAGCAGCCGCCCCAACUCCGGAGCUUCCUGGAGCCACGACAUUACAGGGUCCAGCAUUUCCACAUUUGGUUACUGACCAUAAUUCAUUAUCAUCAAUUCCAAGUCACAUUCCUUUGCAUGCUUUUUCCAUCUCCCUAUUUUCUUAAGCAUCCUCUCAUUCUUUUUUCCUUUUUGUGUUGAUCCCCUUCUAAUAGAAGCUUAGUCACUUGCAGCCUCAAUAUUAGCAGCUGCAUCUCUCCAGAUUUCCUUAUGACUGAGAAGCCACCUCUGGGGCUUCCUCCCAUUGCUUCGGCCACUACUUGCUAGCCACGCAAGAGAAGACAGCAUCUCUGGCACUGCAAACUUGAUCCCUCUUUCCUAGUAUUGGAGACUUCGAACCAGCUGUCUGAGGUACUGGCCCGCCCUUCUUGUUCAGCCUUUGCUGUUUUGGGUGCCACCCCGUUCCUGACACCAAGAUGAGCUUCUUUGGGUUUGGACAGAGUGCGGAGCUGGAACUGGUGCUGAGUGAUGCGGAGAGCAGGCGGCGGGCGGAGCACAAGACUGAGGAGGGCAAGAAAGAGAAAUACUUCCUCUUUUAUGAUGGCGAGACCGUUUCUGGGAGGGUCAUCCUCACUCUCAAGCACCCAAACAAGCGGCUGGAACACCAGGGCAUCAAGGUGGAAUUCAUCGGACAGAUUGAGCUAUAUUAUGACCGAGGGAACCACCACGAAUUUGUGUCUUUGGUGAAGGAUUUGGCCCGCCCUGGGGAAUUUACUCAGUCCCAGACUUUUGACUUUGAAUUCACGCAUGUGGAGAAGCCCUAUGAGUCGUACACUGGGCAGAACGUGAAGUUAAGGUAUUUCCUCCGCGCCACUGUGAGCCGCAGACUGAACGAUGUGGUCAAGGAGAUGGACAUUGUUGUACACACACUUAGCACCUACCCGGAGCUCAACUCCUCCAUCAAGAUGGAGGUGGGGAUUGAGGAUUGCCUGCACAUUGAAUUCGAAUACAAUAAAUCCAAAUACCAUUUAAAAGAUGUGAUUGUUGGGAAGAUCUACUUCCUCCUCGUGCGGAUCAAGAUCAAACACAUGGAGAUUGACAUCAUCAAGAGGGAGACCACGGGGACUGGACCCAAUGUUUACCACGAAAAUGACACAAUAGCAAAAUAUGAGAUCAUGGAUGGCGCACCGGUGAGAGGGGAAUCCAUUCCUAUCAGGCUCUUUCUGGCUGGGUACGAGUUGACGCCCACCAUGAGGGACAUCAAUAAGAAAUUCUCCGUGCGCUAUUACCUCAACCUGGUGCUGAUUGAUGAAGAAGAGCGGCGCUACUUUAAACAGCAGGAGGUGGUGUUAUGGCGCAAGGGAGACAUCGUGAGGAAGAGCAUGUCGCAUCAGGCCGCCAUCGCCUCUCAGCGGUUCGAGGGCACGUCAUCCCAGACGGAGAGCAGGACACCCGGCCAGCCGCCAGAGAAUAACGGGAGGCAGUGAGCCGCUCGCGCGGCGAGAGGUUCCGCAGGACGGCUGGGCUCACAGCUCGGAGCUUUGGGCAAGGCACGAGGAAUCAGACAGUCCUUUCCUCAGAGACUCGUGAAUGCAAAUUAUCUGUUGGGUUGUGUGUGUGGUUCCCCCGCCCCCGUUUUCUUUGCUCCCUCUCUCCUGGGCGCUGGCACCUGGCAGGGUGGUGAAGGGGUGGAAGCACCCGGCACCGGGAAAUGCUCCCCUUCCUUCCCUGGCACUCGCUAUCCCUUAGGGUGUGGCAGGGCCGUGCCAGCUGCUUUUUGAGCACAAAGCCAACCACGGAAAGAGUGCCAGUGCUCCCAGGCAGGAUGCUCAAAGCGGUGUUGUCGCAUUUCAGGUGUGGCAGCCCUGUUGGCUUGAUGGUGCAUUGGAGGGUGGUGGUUCAAAGCUUCCUCGAUGGCAUCACUCACCCGUGUGCAUAAAUAGCACCGGAGGCUCCAAGCUGCAGAGGGGCCGGGUGUGGAAAUGCCUUUUCUUCCGCACUCGCCAAAUUCCUGGUUGUUGAGGGUCGGCUCUUAAAAACAUGAAAGUGGGGCCUUGCAACUUAUUUGUGGCUCCCCGAAAGAGUUGACUUCUGAAGCGCUGAGAGAAGAACACCCCAAGUCUUUGCAUGAGCUUCUGUUCUGAGGGCAUCUCCUGAAUGGGAAGAAAACGAGCUGAGCACCACUGCCUGUUUGCACGUGGGAGGCAGCCUUCCCUGAGGAUGUGCUAGCUGGGGUCUGCAUGGGCUGUGAUUUGAAGGAUCCGUGGAAGGAGAACAGCCAUUCCAACGGAGGUGCAACGGGAAACUUCCUCUAUCCCUGGGCAGGUUUCUGUUGGGCUCACAGAAACCCUUAGUUAUUUAAUGUCUUCUUUCCGGCACACAGUCUGGGAACUGCUUUCAGGACUGGUAGUAGAAACAGGAUAAACUGAUUUUGCAUCGUAUCACUCCGGUUAUUGAGCUGCCCCACUGAGGGAACUUUGGAAAGCGGAGUGAGGGAGAAAUCCAAGUUUAACACCUGGGAUGCACUGGAGACUGUGUGUUUCCCUGAAACCCGCUUUUCAUUUAGGCCCCUGUUGUCUUCGCCCCACCCCCCCGCAACUUUCCCCAGGUACUUUGCUGCUUCUGCAAAAAUGGAAUGAGCCAGCACAGCCUGUGUGUUCCCAGACCAUGUGCUGUGAGGGGGAAAAGCAACGAAUCAAACCCCACAGAUCCCACAGGUUGCUGUAAGCACCUGGCGCCUCCCCAGAAGAAGCCCCCUGUGCUAUACCUGCAUGAUAGGCUGCCCCGAAGUUGCUUCCUUUCAGGACAAUUCCGUUGCAUCACCCAGACGCUGCCGCUUGCAAAGCAGAAGGCCUGCCCUAGGAGGAGGCAUGGCCAACGCAGUGGCUUGCAUAGGACACAACCUGGUCCUGGAGACGGGCCACUGCCCACCUCAGCCAGUGUCACUGGCUCUGGCUGGCAGCCGCUCCCAGAGGUCCCUUCUGUACCUUUCUUGGCCCCAUUCCUUAGCCUGCGAAGUCUGGGAUAGCGUGUAGAACUAACUGCCAAGAGAGUCCUCUCCCACUGAGCGACGCUCCCCUUGGAAAUGUAAGCGGUGACCUUGCCGGAAGUGUUGUUUUGUGAUUCUCUCACAUUCUCCGUGCAAACCUUUCUGGACGUGCAAGUGUGAACUGUGCCUCGAAGUGUAUCUUGGUAUUAAAUGUGGGAAGCACUGAUCCCAUUCCGCUGCUUUCUUCUCAAUGCCGGACGGGCUGCCCUCCUCCUGGCCUCCGGAGAACUUGUCCUGGAAAACCUAGAUCUGGUUCCCCAACUGGAGCUCGGCAUAAGCCGUGAUGUUUCUCUGAACACUUACAAUGUAUAGAUGUGUGUCGUCCCGUAAGCAUGGGCUAAUCUUUUCUAGAGCUUAGCUUUCAUCUUUGAAAUCAGCUAAGGUUAACUACAGAUGUCCCCCAACCCCUCCAGCCUUCUUUUGCAAUAAAUACGCACUUUCUUCCAAGCAGGUGGGCCAAACUACUGAACUCAGAAAUUUGCAAUUCAAGCAUCUCUUCCUCCUUCCAGAAGAGCCCUUGACACAUAAUUUAAUAGCGUUGGUAAAAUACUUCUUUGUGUUUUCUGACUUCAGCACUUUUAGAUAUGUUUUAAACAUCACUGCUCCUGUGAAUGAUAAGAACUUGAAAUUUGAGUACACACCUCCCCUCUCCAAAAGAAAAAUAAAAAAUUGGCCACA
Molecule: messenger RNA, 4229 nt
Organism: Varanus komodoensis (Komodo dragon)
Lineage: Eukaryota; Metazoa; Chordata; Lepidosauria; Squamata; Varanidae
Gene: VPS26B
Product: VPS26, retromer complex component B
Exons: 6
Coding region: 979-1989 (336 amino acids)
Biological process (GO): intracellular protein transport; retrograde transport, endosome to Golgi
Cellular component (GO): retromer complex; endosome
Source: RefSeq, a predicted model, not a curated record